AUGGGGCUGACUCCUGCCAGCAUCAGGCCCAGGCUCAAUGUUGAGAAGUGUCACAAUUGUUGGGAGCCUGGACACUUCGCAAAUCGGUGCCUCGGAACCGACCGUUCAAGGUGCUGCCUCAAGUAUGGCAAAGCGGGGCACUCUGUCGGCGAGUGCACCCUCUGCGUGCAGCCGCACCGAGCAUGGUCUGGCAAGUGCGGCCGUAUGAAAGCGUUCCUCAACUCGGCCAGGAGGGAAAGUAUUGCCGAAGGCAGCGAGAUGUCAACUGCGGCAGGAAUGGAGACGUGUUAG
Brassicogethes aeneus is the source of this 291-nucleotide messenger RNA. The record is from the annotation of a GenBank genome assembly. Lineage: Eukaryota; Metazoa; Arthropoda; Insecta; Coleoptera; Nitidulidae.